Molecule: messenger RNA, 783 nt
Organism: Cordyceps militaris CM01
Lineage: Eukaryota; Fungi; Ascomycota; Sordariomycetes; Hypocreales; Cordycipitaceae
Exons: 3
Coding region: 1-783 (260 amino acids)
Source: RefSeq, a predicted model, not a curated record
AUGGCCGGUGUACGCCGCAGUGCCGUCGCCGCCAUCCUCUUCGUCUUUUCUGCGCUUUGCGGUGCGUCCACGGUGCCGAGCACCACCACAAGCACCAGUACAUCCCAGCCGACUGGGACAGCCACGGUCACGACACCAGUUCCUAGCGUCACUCCUGCGCUGUCGGCCAUUUCGCACACGACACUUCAAUCUGCGGCCCAAGGACCAAUCACGACUGCACCUGUAUUUCUACCAUAUUAUGACAAUUUGGCCUGGUCUGCUCUCCGAGGCAGCAUCCUGUCAUCCGACGACAUCAAAAACACAACAACCUACACGAUAUUUUGCCGCAGGGAGCCCAAGCAAGCUUGCAAUCUUGCCCUUGAUUUUCCCUUUAUCAUUAUAGAAGGUCCCGAGACGGUCGAAUUCCAUGGCACAUACACCUCCACAUUUAUCGCCGACAUCGGGUGCACUCUCGACGAACGAACGGCGGCGACUUGUUCCGGCUAUUCCAGCUACAAGUCUGGCUACAAGAACGGCUACGUCACAGGUCCGACUGAACUCUCGUGGACCUCGACCCUGACCGGAACGGACGUGCAAUGGGGCGUCUUGACCAUGGCGGCUCUCCCCAAACCGACCGGCGGCGGCAAAGAUGCGGAUGAUACCACCAUGGCGCCCACUCAGAAUACGGCGCUGCUGUUUCUGCCGUCUGAUACCCCCGGCAGUGCGGCCAGCACACGAACUAUGCGGGCCUGGGCCGCUGUCGUCGUCGCAGCAGGUACAACUUUUGCCGGCCUUGCUCUCUAG